Haliaeetus leucocephalus (bald eagle) is the source of this 2059-nucleotide messenger RNA. It is a transcript of the gene ZNF830, whose product is annotated as zinc finger protein 830. Gene Ontology annotation, biological process: mitotic DNA damage checkpoint signaling; nuclear DNA replication; mitotic DNA replication checkpoint signaling. Lineage: Eukaryota; Metazoa; Chordata; Aves; Accipitriformes; Accipitridae. The record is from RefSeq and is a predicted model, not a curated record. Gene Ontology annotation, cellular component: nucleus; spliceosomal complex. Bases 1 to 873 code for a protein of 290 amino acids. The transcript has 11 exons. Gene Ontology annotation, molecular function: zinc ion binding; nucleic acid binding.
AUGAACGAAAAGAGAGUUGCAGAAUUAAAAGGCACAAAGCAGACAGCAACUGGUUCAGCUGCUAGCACAUCAUCUCAUCCUGUCAAGAGAAAAACUGUUGACACAGAAAAUACAGAGUUAAAGAAAGUAAAAGGUACAGACGAAAAACCACAUACGUCUACAUCUGGGCUACCAGCAGAUUUUUUUGAUGAAACAGAGCAAGAUAGGGCAAACGAACAGCUUUCAAAGGGUCCAGGUCCCAGUUUAUUGUCAGGAAAUUACGAUGAUGAUGAAGAGGAAGAGGAAGAACAAGAUCAAUCAAACAAAUCUUCGGUUAUGCAUAAAACUGAAAUUCCACCUCCAACUCAAGAAGUAAUAGCUAAUUCUCUGCCUGCAGACUUCUUUGACAGCAAAACUACAGCUGCUCCUGUAGUUUCCCAUUCAGGAUCCAUACAGAAAGCAGAGAUACAAGAGAAGAUAGUGGAAAGGAAAGAAAACACUGCUGAAGCUUUGCCAGAAGGUUUCUUUGAUGAUCCUGAAGUGGAUGCAAAAGUGCGAAAAGUUGAUGCUCCAAAGGAUCAGAUGGACAAAGAAUGGGAUGAAUUUCAAAAGGCAAUGCGACAGGUCAACACAAUUUCAGAAGCAAUAGUGGCAGAAGAGGAUGAGGAGGGACGACUAGAUCGUCAGAUUGGAGAAAUUGAUGAGCAGAUUGAAUGUUAUCGCCGUGUUGAGCUUUUGCGUAACCGCCAGGAUCUGAUGAAGGAGAAGUUAAAGGAAGCCAUGAGAUUAAGAGCAACACAAGAGAAAGAGGAUGAAGCUAUUGGUAGCGAAGAUGAAGAAGAAUUGCAGGAUUUGCUGUCUCAGGACUGGCGGGUGAAAGGGGCUUUGUUGUAGCGUUUCUGCAACAUGGUUGAAAUUCUCUUUACCUCUCAUGUUAUUUCCAUUGUUAGAAGUGAGAUGGUUUUGUUGAAUAUUUAUUUAAAGACGAUUGUGAGAUGGUAAAGAGCCAAGUGCAUUAAAAAAACCCAGCUUUGUAGAUCUACAGUGGUGUAUUACUUGCUGUAAAAACUGUAUAUUGCAAAUGUUUUACAAUAUUGAAUGCACCUUUCCUAUUAAAAUUAUUGGUUUCCUACCAGAGGUAUUCUAAUGGGAUUAAUAAGUAACUGAAGAAUCUCUAAGGUUUUGGAAGCGUUAGAUAUAUCUGGCAAUUUUGAGACUUGGGUUAUUGUGCAUAGAAGUAAAGGACUUCCAAAAGUGAUAGCGUAUGGAGUUUUCCCAGAUUGCGGGGAUUAGGGAAAGGAAAAUAUUCUGCAUUUAUGUUAUCUUAAGAUUUAUAAGUGCUCUUCCGUCCAUUGCCCCAGCUCCCAAUAAAAUAUGUACAGUUUUUUCAGGAUCUGUUACGGUUCCUCUGUGUAUGUAAGGACUAAGCUCAGAAAUGUUGAGCUACAGCUUUUCCACAGAUACUCUGUGAUGUGCCAUAGGCAGUGCUGAAUAUUUUUCUUUAUAGUAUCUUGUUUUGCUUAGUGCAGCCAUAGUGUAGCAUACCUCACAUUUCUUGAACCAGAGGGGUGAAAACACAAUGGUUACAUAUUUGCAUAACUAAAUGAAAGGGUCACAAAAUGCCAGAGAGGAAGGUACUGCACUGGAAACUGAUGAGGUAAAAUUUAGCUGUAAAUACUGGAAAUUUUCUUAAGGUAUCUUAGGCACAGAGAGCAUCUAAAAUUGAUUUCUGUUCUGAUAAACACAGAUGAAGUAAAAUCGAGAACCAACAAACUUGAGAAGACUGGGACAUGGAAAGCAGAACUACCUUGAGCUUUGGACAUCCAGAAAACUGAAGAAUCAGAAUUAAGGAGGAAGACUUAGCAUUUGUAAUCCUUACUUAUUGAUAUAAUAAUGGAGAGUGUUGCCCAAAUUUAAGAACUGUGGAAUUUCAUGCCACCAAAAAAUAGUUGUGAUUCCCCAGCAUAGUGGUUUUGAAACUGUUACUGUCUUGAGACAUAUGCCAGUCUGUAGAGUGACAGAACACAUGCAUUGAUGCAGAAACUGAUUUAAUCAACAUUACUGCAUUCCUUUCUGGAAC